UAAUUUUGAAGCUGGGUAGCUGGUUUCCUAAAAAAAAAGUGAAUCGUCUACCUUUGUUUUUAGACCAUCAGUGAAUCAAGUAGAGAGGAUAUCAAGCUAGAAGUCCGUCAAGGAAAACCGUUGUUGACUGCCGUAGGUCUCUGGUGCAUGGACUCAGUGCCGGCAGGCUGUCCCGCCACCACCACUGACGUCACUAACGGUGGCUGAACGGUGGCUGACUUGGUGCAAGCCCGCACUAUACACCAGGCCGGAAUCACCCCCUUCACUUAGCGCGCCACGUCAUCGCAGUGGCCGGCCGCAUCAGCUGAGAGAAGCCGCACGGCGCACUGGCUGAGUAGCUCAAGGCAACACCAACCAUUCAUCCCUGCGCUUGCACGUGAUUAACUGACUGUGGUUAUUUAUUGCUAGUUUGGAUGAUAUGUGUAGUGUCGCAACUGUUGUAUUAUUUCGCUUGUUAAACCACAUACACCUAGUGCUUAUUAAGUUGACAGUGUGUAAGUAUGAAGAUAAAAAUGUAUAAAUAUCUAAAUUGAUCGUAUCGUUAGAUUUUAUUACACAACUGUGAAUAUUAAAUAUGCCCACUUCCUGCUGUGUACCUGGCUGUGACAGCAAUUACAAAGAUGACGGUAGGAUUGCAGUUUUUAAAUUCCCUAAUGAUGUUAAGUUUAGGCAACAACGGCUUCGUUCCAUUCAUAGAAAAGACGUUGUAUCAAGUAAGAGCUCGGUAGUAUGCAUCAAACACUUUGAUGAAUGUUAUCUUGUAAGAGAAAACUCAGUAACUAGGCCGGACGGAAGUGUAUUGACAGUAAAAAGAGACCGAGUAAAACUUACGCCGAAUGCUGUGCCAACUAUUUUUAAAAAUCAGCCUUCGUAUUUGUCAGUAAACUUGCCUCAGCUAAGAAACCCCCCGGAAACAAGAGAAAAUGAAAUGUUGAGACGUCAAGAGGGGAAAAAAGAAAAAUUAGCAGCUUUAGAUAUUAUUAUUAGUAUUAAGGAAAUAGUAAAUAAAUAUGACAAGAGUUGUGAUUUAUUAAAAAACGAUGUAUUUUUAUAUCAAUCUAAGGAUAGUGUACAAUUUUUCAAUGUGUCUAAAAAAAGCAAGGGUAACUUGAAAGUAUCUAAGUGUAUCAGUAUUAGUGAAUGUCUUUCUUGCACUUUUUAUUGUAAUAAUAUUGUGAUAAAUACUUAUCCUAAGGUUGCAGGAAUUUUAGGUGGUUUAAAUAUUUUAAACUCUUGGGAAAAACUUACGCUUUUGUUGAAUUGUGUAUUUGAAGAAAAUGUUGAUUUUGUUACAGAAAAUAUCACAACAGAAGAACACAUUAAAAUAAUAAAUAACUCAAUUGACAUUUUAAUUACAGAACAUGCUGACAACACAAAAGCCACAACGAGACUGAUGUUUUUUAAGGAACAGAUUAAUCUGACUUUUAAGGAAAAAGUUAGCUAUUGUAUAAAUACUCUUCUGUGGUUUGCUACUGUAUUGUUUGCUUAUCCUGCUGCUUAUAAUUACAUACGAGCAGCAAAGAUAUUCACUAUGCCACGCCCAAAAUAUCUUAGUAAGUACACGCUUAAGUUAGGGCUGAACAACACUGGAUUAGAAUCUGGCACAUUAAUUACUUAUGUAAGAAAGCAAGCCUUCUUAAUGAUAGUGAAAAAGUAUGCAGUCUUUUACUAGAUGAAAUUUAUGUAAAACCACAAGUUAAAUACUGUGCAGGUAAAAUAGAGGGGUUGGUUCUAAACGACAAUAAGCUUGAACUUGCGAGUACUAUACAAGUUUUUAUGAUAACUUCUAUUUUGUCAAAAUAUAAAGAAAUCGAAAGGUCUGUUUCCUGUCAAAAGCUUGACUACAUAUACUUUGUUCAUCCUAACUAAUCAAGUUAUAAAAUUACUCACUGACUUAGGUUUUAGAAUAACAUGUUUAAUAUCCGAUAACGAUAAAGUAAACAGAAAUAUGUUUGUGCGAUUUUGUAAUGGCCAGUUGAUGUCUAAAUUUUCUAACCCAUACUGUGAGUCAUAAAAUAUAUAUACUCUUUUUGAUCCAGUCCAUUUAUUUAAAUGUAUAAGGAACAAUUGGCUGAAUCAAUGUGAUAGCAAACAGUCAUUUACGUUUCCAAAUUUCGACAAUUAUAAUAUUAAACAAACUGCAUGUGUAUCUGACUUGAAAAUGUUACACAAGAAAGAACAAUAUGAAAAUGUAAAAUUAGCACCUGCUUUGUCUCUGAAAGUUCUCUAUCCCACUUCGAUAGAAAGGCAAAAUGUUUUACUUUAUUGUAAAUUAUUUGACGAAAAAAACAUUGCAGCUCUAAAAAAUACCGAUAUAAACUCUAGUAGGUACUGCUUAUUUCAUGGACAUCAUUUUAAAAUGGUGGAAAGUUGUGAAUGUAAAACAAGCUUAUAAAUGGGUAAGAUUUAAUGAUGAAUAUUACAAGCCAAUUAACUCAAUGACAGACAAAACCAGUUUAUAUUUAGAAAAAUUUUGUUCAUGGUUAGUUAAGUGGAAUGAGAUAGAGAUUCAAGGAGAAAAAGUAGGUAGUAUGAAUGGUAAAUUAUCUAAAGAAACUCAAGAAGCAUUGUUACUUACGACAAAAACUCUGUUAGAAAUAAUCGAAUUCUUAACUAAGAACCUAAAAUUGUCCUACAUCUUACUAGGAAAAUUUCAAACAGAUAGUUUGGAAGCACGUUUUGGCCAAUUUAGGCAAAUGAGUGGGGCCUGCUAUAAAAUUUCUGUAAAUCAGGUAAUACAAUCUGAAAAAAGUUGAAAAUAUUAAGUCUCAUUAAAUUAUACUCUGCAAAACAUUCUGAAAUAUUUAUAUCAGAUAUAUACUCUCAGAACGAUGAUUUAGAGAAAUGUGAAAAAGAAAUCGUUAAUCCAGUUUUUGACUAGUUUCAAGUAGAUCUGAAUGAAGUUAAAGUUACAGAGUGAUAUGUUAAGUUUAGUAUAUAUUGGUGGUUAUGUAAGCCAUAUUAUUUUAAAUAAUAUAUCAUAUAAAUCGUGCAAGGAAUUGUUAACCCUUGGUUGUGACUCAAAUUGUUCUAUCGGUCCUUUACGGAAGGAUAAUGUUUACUAUAACUUAAUUGAUAGGGGUACCUUGAAAUACCCCUCUGAUUUCAUUAUGCAGGUUAUUGUUAUAUCUUUUAAAGUUUUUAAAGGAUAGAUAUGAAAGUAAAUUUCUUCUGAGAAAUAAUCAGAGAGCAGUAUUAAAACAGACUAUCUUAGAAUCUUUGGCCUUAAAUGAGAAUGAAAAGUGUAACAGUUGUAAUGUAGAAAAAAGUCGACUUACAGUACAAUUAAUUUUUUCAUUUUGUAAUAUUCUUUUGAAUAAUUAUUCCAGAUCAGCAACUGAUUCAAUGAAAAGAAAACAGCCUGAAAAGAUUUGUAGUGAAAAUACAAAAUCUAAAAAAAAGAGAAAAGUUUCUAAGUUAAGUUCGAACUAAAAUG
Homalodisca vitripennis (glassy-winged sharpshooter) is the source of this 3436-nucleotide messenger RNA. RefSeq lists its product as uncharacterized. The transcript has a single exon. The record is from RefSeq and is a predicted model, not a curated record. Lineage: Eukaryota; Metazoa; Arthropoda; Insecta; Hemiptera; Cicadellidae. The coding region runs from base 575 to 1672 and encodes 365 amino acids.